Messenger RNA from Erythranthe guttata (spotted monkey flower), 994 nucleotides. The record is from RefSeq and is a predicted model, not a curated record. NCBI's taxonomy places the organism in Eukaryota, Viridiplantae, Streptophyta, Magnoliopsida, Lamiales, Phrymaceae.
AUGUCGAAAUGGGUUCUCGAUCGUGUCGAGAGUAAAAAUUCUAGUGGUCUUUCUUUGGCAUAUGGCCUGAUGGUGUGCGAAAACGCGUUGGAGCGUGUGUCGGAGGGGCGUGAAGGCGCGUUGUCGCGUAACGCGAUCAAGUUGUCGCGAUUGAAUUGCGAGCGAGUUGUCUCCUCGAGAGAGUUAUCUUGCAGCGAAGUUGUAGGAGCAUUGAAUGACGCGCGACUGAGGAGCGUGCGGAUUGAGGUCGCUCAGAGCGAGUUGUCUCCUCAUGGGAGUUGUCUCGCACAUUUUCCCUUUGAAUACUUUUUACGUGCAGACGAGGAAAACAAUCUCCUUCAAGGAAUAAACAGCUUCCGACAAUCAUCUCGAGCGCCCGCCCUCGCAAAGCACGAUAAGGCCGAAUGUGUGGCCGACCAAAUCGCCAACCAAUUAGAACACCAAAGCUGCGCCUCGAACACACUACCGCCCACGCAAUCCCAACUCAUGUCAAAUUACCCAAAUGUCCUCAAGAAGUGCAAGAUUGACGUCAACACCACCAAAGACGGUAUGAUCCUACCCGUUUGCGUGCCCCAUCGGGUCUCCACACUCGUCCUCACAAACUACACCCAGUCGCAGAAUUCCAAGUACUUGAAUGAUUCCCGGUUUACCGGUGCUGGAAUUGGGAAAGAAGAUGAUUGGACUGUGCUUGUGUUAACCACGAGCACGCCCGGAGGUAGCUUUGCUAGUGGGGCCCGCCGAUACUUGCCUUCGUCUCUUUUCUUGAUGAUGCUAUUUGUGGGGUUGAUUUAUUGAACUUGCUGUGUGUGAUUACACUUUUGGUAUGUGUUUUUUUUUUAAUUACUGAAUUUGUGUUUGUAUUUAAUGUAAUUGCCGGAUUGAAGCGCUGUUCUUUGUUUCGAAUGUUGUGGAAUUUGUGGGGUUUAAUUUCAUCUUAAUGGUGUAUUAUUGGUUCCGAAAUUUUUCGUAUGCUGGAUUUCGGAGAUGGUUUGAU